GUGAUGACGUCUUCCAAACAAAGCAGUUCACUCAGGUAUCCCCGGAUUGGGAGAAGUUGUUCAAGAUAUAUUAACAAUUUUAAACCCAAAUAAAGAUAAGAGUUUUAGUCAUGUCUGUGAAUUAUGCUGCUGGCCUUUCUCCGUACGCAGACAAAGGUGUCUGCGGACUGCCUGAGAGUUUUGACACUCCUGAAGAGCUAAAGGUGAAAGUGGAGAACCUUGCUCAGCUGAUCAAAGAAUCUCAGUAUAUGGUUGUCCACACAGGAGCUGGAAUUAGCACUUCAGUAGGCAUCCCUGACUUCAGGGGUCCCAAGGGUGUGUGGACUCUGGAAGAAAAGGGUGAGUCCCCUCACUUUGACACCACAUUUGAAGAUGCCCGCCCUAGUUUGACUCACAUGGCCCUCCUGGGACUGCAGAGGGCAGGAUACCUGAAAUAUCUCAUCAGCCAGAAUGUCGACGGGUUGCAUGUUCGAUCAGGUUUCCCCAGGGAUAAACUAUCAGAGCUUCAUGGAAACAUGUUUGUGGAGGAAUGCGAGAAGUGUGGAAGGCAGUACGUGAGGGAAAAGGUGAUCGGUGUGAUGGGGCUGAAACCAACAGGACGUUACUGUGAGGUGGUGCGGUCCAGAGGGCUGAGGGCCUGCAGAGGAAAGCUGAUCAGCACUAUUUUGGAUUGGGAGGAUGCUCUUCCUGACAGAGACCUGAACAGAGCAGAUGAUGCAAGCAGACGAGCAGACCUGGCUCUGACUCUGGGCACGUCCAUGCAGAUCAAACCCAGUGGGGACCUUCCUCUCCUCACAAAGCGCAAAGGAGGGAAAGUGGUUAUAGUCAACCUGCAGCCAACCAAACAUGACAAACACGCCCACCUACGUAUCAACGGUUAUGUGGACGAUGUCAUGAAGCAGCUGAUGGAGCUGCUUGAUUUAGAAAUUCCAAAAUGGGAGGGACCAACCAUCUGUGAGAGCUCUGCCCCGUCUGACACCAACGCUGACGUUAAGCCCCCUCACAACGUUUCUGCAAAGGCCGAGGUGAAAAGGGACAUCAUCAAGCAGGAGAGGAAAAGAGAAGCGACAGAGCUAGUAGAGGACGGGAGUGCAAAAGAGGAGACUAUUUCAAUAAAGAAAGAGCGAGCAGAUUUAACCGUGGAGACCGAGGAGAAAUAACCUCAGGAUUUCUUUAUUUUACUUUUCUUUUUUAGCUCAGGACACGUAAAAAAAAAAAAAAAAAAACCUGUUUAGAAACGUAUUCUUCAGGUGAAAGUUUGAUCAAGCUACAGAAAGAACAGAAGUCUGUCUUAGUAUGUGCCAUCUAGCAGGAAAAUACUCGUUAUUCUGGCUUGAUGAUGAAACCGUCCUUUUGCUGCUGCUGUAAAGUCAUAAUACCUCACUGAUACAUGCCUUUUUGGUAGUGUUUCUCCUAACAGGAACAUACCAAAAUGUAUACUUCAUCCAACUCUGAGCCUGAUAUCUCCGGAUGAACAAUCUAACAGGACAGUACAACAAGAUGAGAUCUGGAGCAUGUCGUUACGUAUAAAGUUUUUAAUAAGGUGUGUAAGUUUGCUGCACCUUAUUAAUAUUUAUAGCAUGUGCUCCAGAUCUCGUCCCUGCAGAUCUCGCCUUUUAAGUCUCCUUGGUUUGAUACAUUAUGAAAAGGAAUAUCAAGCGAGCUGCUUCUCCAAGUCUGGCUGACUUAUACGCUACAGUGAAAACAUACAGCAGCGGCGAGAGGUGGGGCGGGCUGGGAUUUUAGGUCAGGUUUGGUUUUUGAACCACGAUUGAAUCAUAAUCAUCCUGUAUGUUUCUAGGAAUAAGGUUUGAAUGUAGAAAAGACAGUUCUACUUUCUAGGGGAAAAAAGGUUUCUUUAUAGAUUGUUGUUGUUUAUCCUAUUUUUUUUUUUACACUGAAUGCUUUAUAUCUGUAAACAUGUUUAGAGAGUAAAAAACAAAGUUUG
Messenger RNA from Cyprinodon variegatus (sheepshead minnow), 1948 nucleotides. It is a transcript of the gene sirt6, whose product is annotated as sirtuin 6. Gene Ontology annotation, molecular function: NAD+ binding. NCBI's taxonomy places the organism in Eukaryota, Metazoa, Chordata, Actinopteri, Cyprinodontiformes, Cyprinodontidae. Bases 111 to 1160 code for a protein of 349 amino acids. The record is from RefSeq and is a predicted model, not a curated record. The transcript is spliced from 8 exons.